Molecule: messenger RNA, 4344 nt
Organism: Lizanozyma spartinae
Lineage: Eukaryota; Fungi; Ascomycota; Pichiomycetes; Serinales; Debaryomycetaceae
Exons: 1
Coding region: 1-4344 (1447 amino acids)
Biological process (GO): rescue of stalled cytosolic ribosome; ribosome-associated ubiquitin-dependent protein catabolic process
Cellular component (GO): RQC complex; cytosol
Molecular function (GO): ribosomal large subunit binding; ubiquitin protein ligase activity; zinc ion binding
Source: RefSeq, a predicted model, not a curated record
AUGUCUGAUCUUGGGUACAAUGGUUUCCCUGUGUUUCUCAACUACUUCAGUGGGAUCCCAGACACAAGUCUCAUAACCAAUGACUCGUUGUCGAUUCAGUUCAAGGCUCUACUUAAGAAGGACCCCACCACAAAAGAGAAGGCCCUUGGAGAAUUGAUUAAACUUCAACAAGUUAAUGAUGAUAAUGCAGAUGCGUUGAUCACAUGUUGGAUCCAGAUGUAUCCGAAGUUGGCUAUAGACAAUUCCAAGAAUGUUCGGGUGUUGAGUCAUCAAGUGACGAGUCAUAUUGUAUCAGUAUUGGGUGGUGGCAAAUCUUUGGCCAAGUACUUUAAAAGUUUUAUACCCAUUUGGUUGAUGGGUACCUAUGAAAGCGAUAAGGUGGUUUCUACCACGUCGUACAAGGAGUUAUUGGUAUGUUUUGCCAAUGAUAAGGAGAAGUUAGACACCAAGGUGUGGAUGAUCUUUGAGGAGCCCAUCCUUCAAUUCAUAGAGUCAGUUAUUAUGAUUGAUACUUGGUCCACGUUAUCGGACGAUAGGUAUGUGACAAAGGACGAUUCCAUAAUGAAAUAUGAACGGGUUUUAGGCAGUGUAGUGCUUAUGCUUAACAAGAUGAUCUUACUCAAUCAGAUAUCUAAUAUGGACAAGGUUGACCAUAUUUUAAAGUCAAAUCAGUUAUGGCAGUGGUUAGCGUGUUAUCUGAACAACGGGUAUUUGUUCAAGACCAUUCUUAUAUUGAUAAAGUCGGUUUUCAACGGAGGGAUGCUCGUCAAUAAAGAUAUCCAUAAGGUUGUCAGCAAAAGUUUCUUCAAAGAAGUGAAGUUGAAGUCUUCAAAAUCAAAUAAUCCAGUGGUUUAUAAAUCCUUUAUCCUCCAGUUCUGGUCAACCCUUGAUACGUUGACAAAAUUUAAAGAUCCCAGAUGUAAAAAGAGUUUUUGGCAAUUGGGAGGUUCAAAAAGUUUCAAUAGACUCGUGGAUUAUUUGAAACUUGGUCCAUGUUCUCUGGAUCCAGUGUAUUACAUUAUCUUGAGUAACUUCUUUGAGUCUUUAUACGAUCAAACUCCAACUAAUGAAGAUAAUGAAGAUGUUGUGCUUAAUUUCAGUAGUAAGGAAGAUGGAGAAUCGAUUCUAUUGAAGAUUUUGGUUAAACAAUUUACAAAUCUGCCUUUGAUAACGUAUAAAAUCAAAUGUCUUGAAUGCAUCUUAAGAGUUUGGACCUUAUUUGCUAAUGAAUUGGACCCAAUGGAUUCCAAUGACCUUCUAAAAAGAAUAUUCUCCAUUGUACUCGAAGACAAAGUCAAUGCCAAUAUUCUUGAGGUCUUGGUUAGCAGUAUGAAGCAAGCAGAUAACGUGGAUGAUAUAUUGAAGAAUUAUACCGAACCCAUUUGCCGUGCCAUUAGUGAAAAUGAUUUUCAAAUGGAACGGUUGACUAUUAACUUCAUUCAACUAUUAGCUCUCCUCGAUACACCUGAGGUUCUUCAACAAUUGUUGGAUCUGAUAUCCACCAGCGUUGAAGAAAACGAAUCAUUAGUGGAACCUACACUUCUAUUCCAAGUUAUGAUGUUCAUCUUGGACCAUAAUAAGUUUGAUAUUACGACUUUGAUUGCAUUGGCCCCUAUGUAUAUCGAACAGUCUUUCAUUGACAUUCCAUUGAAGUUCUUGAAAAAAUUGGUCAGUUCAAGCUAUCAUUAUGAAGACAUUGAACAACUUGUUGAUGAUUAUUUUAUUAAAAUCCAAGCAGUCGAUCCCAAUCAGCUUGUAUCCCUUUUGGAGAUUAAAGACUUGCCCGUGUCAAUAGACUCUGAAGUUGGGAAAUGGCUUUUAGGAAUCUCCACAAAUCCAAAAUACUCACAAGUCCUAUUAAAAUACCUUCAUCUACCAGGUAUAGUCAAUAACAUCUUGAGCAAUUCCAAAGAUGACGAUAUCUAUUUGCUGCUUAUAGGAAAGUCGGAUGUGGCUGUAUCCAAUGAGAUCCUUCAAGUGUGUUGGAGAAAUGGUGAUAACCUUGGCGUUCAAGAUUAUAUUCGAUCAUUGGAUCCAGAGCUAUACACAGUAUCCUUUAGAGACUUCAUAUUAAAUACCAAAUCAACAACAGACCAAGACCAUUUGAAAUCACUACUGAAGCUCUGUAAUGAUUCCUUGUUAGGUUUGCUUCAAGAUUAUGUUAAAGAUAAUAUUGAACACUUGGACGUGGAUUCAUUAUUGAUUUCCAAUCCUCUUCAACACAAUGUUGCCUUAGUUCGGGCCAGUGAUGGUGAUAAGUCCAAACCAAUAAUCAAUGGGAAUAUCUUGAAACUUGGACAUUUCAUCAACAAUGUGGACCAUCUUAAAACUUCCCAGUUCACUAUCUUGUGUGGUAUAAUUAGUGAGUACAUUCUGGAUUAUAACCUGUUGAACAAUUUGGUUGAAGUCAAUGAAGAUCUGAUACUGUUAAGAACAAAUUUACAGAGCAAGUUCCAAUCUGGAACAAGCCUUGAUCUUGGUGUUGUAUUUGGUGAAGACGGAAGCAACUCUAAUUCCAAUCCAUGUGCUAUGCUUGUUGAAUAUGUCAAUUACAAAGACAUUUCCAUGUUCAAUUUUUACUGUGCUCGAUUAUUGAAGCAAUUGCUUGAUAAUUCCACUGCAUUUGAAGUGACAACGAACUUGACAAAAUUAUCACCACUUUUAAUCGCUGCUUUUCUCAAAAGUGAUAUGAUGGAGCACUUCAAUAAGUCCCAACAGAACUACGACCGGUUGAAGAACUAUGUCUUUGCUGAGAUCUUGGGUGUUAAAUCAAAUGAUAUCAUGAAUUCAGGCAUUAAGUGGUUGACAUUAAGUUUGAACUUCCUCGAUGAAAUUGAAACUAUACCCUCUCAACGGUUGAACAUGGUUUUAAGUCAACUUGGAAAGUGGUUGGAGAGUGAAAAAGCAUAUGAUCCAGAAUUCUUGACUGUCAGAGUAUUGCUUUCCAUAUUCUUUGGAGGAAUAAUGAAUCACCAGCCAGAAAACGAAAAAGUUUAUGAAUUGGCUAAUACUUUAGUUGUGGAUAACUUGGAAACAAUCACAACUACUCCUCAAAGUGUUUCGUUGCGCUAUUUCACCUUCAAGUUGAUGAAGGUCAUCAUUAAAAAUCAAGGUGGUGAUUAUAAUGAAUUAUUAUUGGACAUUUUGAUAAACAAAGAUAUCCAAUUGUAUGAUGAGAAUAUCAAUAAUCAAGUAGUGGUCAAUUGUUAUGGGGCAUUACAACGAGUGAUCGAAGCUCAAAAGCCUUCGUUCAAAAUCAUUGGCGCUAACUUAGACAGCUUCUAUUCUCUUGUUACCCAAAGACAUAUCGCUUCCUUACAAAGAAUUGGGGUGUAUUUAUUACAUGAUUUCAUCAUCAAUGAACAACAGGAAUUUGUUAUUGAGUAUCAAUUGCAAAAAUCCACUUUGAAUAAUAAUGACGAUACUCCCAUUGAAGCCAAAUUACCCCAGCAAUUGCUUGAUUGCAUCACCACCACCAACUAUGAUACCAUCACUUAUGGAAAGUAUUUGUGGAGUUGGUUGUUGAUCUUGGAUCACUUCAAAGACAUCACUUAUUCCAUUAGAAAUUCAUACAUUCUUCAAGUGGAGAAGGAGCUCCAUAACUUAUUGGACUUCAUAGUGUACCAUGUUGAUUUGACCAAACCUGGCUUAUUGGAACUUGAACACUAUGAUAUACUCAACGAUGAUUUAGAACUGGAUCCUCAAGUUCUUUUAUUCCAUUUGUUUUAUCUUUGUCUCAAGUACUUGGGGUCUCUGACUCAAUCGUGGUUGAAUGGCAUUCGAGACCGUCAAUUAAAGAAUCGGAUUGAAAGAUUUACCAUGAAGAAUAUAUCACCAAUCUUGAUCAAUGAAAUCUUUGAAGACAUCACCAAAUCAAAGAACAAGCUAUCCAAUGAUUUGAUGACAUUGAAGAUUAACCAAGUGACCAAUGAAAUCAAAUCCACUUAUGUUAUAGAUGAACAAACCAUGGAAAUGAUCAUCAAGAUUCCUGAAUUAUAUCCUUUAGCCAAUGUGACGGUAGAUGGUCCCUUACGGUUGGGAGUGAACGAAAACCAAUGGAAGGCAUGGCUUCUUGCUUCGCAAAGAAUCAUUUCUUUGACCAAUGGUUCUGUUUUGGAAGCAAUUGAAACCUUCAACAAGAACGUUAGUUAUCAUUUCUCCGGAUUUGAAGAAUGUGCAAUUUGCUAUUCUAUUUUACAUCAAGACCAUUCAUUACCUUCCAAAACAUGUUCUACUUGUGGGAACAAGUUCCAUGCUGCUUGUCUUUAUAAAUGGUUCAAAUCUUCUGGAGGAUCAACAUGUCCCUUGUGUCGUACGGCAUUCAACUUCAGAACAAGAACAUGA